AUGACCGACACUUUAGAGUCUAUGUGCAAGCUCUACAUUGGGAAGAUCAUUCGACUACAUGGAAUUCCGGUAUCUAUCGUGACAGAUCGUGAUCCACGAUUCACCUCUCGAUUUUGGGAGAGCCUGCAAGAAGCUCUUGCUUGUAUGUCCCUUUCAACGUUUCUGCCUUCUUCAGCGUCUCUGCAACUUUCACGUGAACCUCAUCUACACCAGUCCUUCAGAUUCAUCACGGGCGGCUUCUCUGUAUCAAACAUCCGUACUUCAGAUUCAUCACGGAUGGAUGUAAAUAAUUCCGAUGACAAUGAGAACAGCAAAAUGUGGACGCCUAGAAUUGAAACGAAAUUAAUAAAUAUGUUGAGAGAUGAGGUGUUAAGGUGCGCCAAAACUGAUUACCAGACAUUUAAGCGACUCCAGACACAGACUGGUCUGGGAUGGGAUCCUACUAUAGACACUGUUGUUGCACUCGAUGAAUUUUGGGAUAAGGCUAGCAGAAAUGUGAAGAGGUUUAGGACAAAAAGGUUUGAAUAUUUUCAAAAAAUGGGAGAAAUUGUUGAAAAUUGUUGUGCCAUAGGGGCCCUGUCUCGUGCAUCCACACAAGGAUCCCUUGACUCAGAAGCAGAAGAUGACAUGUUAAAUAAAUUUUGGAACGCUGAUGCUGGUGGGAGUAAUGCUGGUGGGAGUAAUGCUGCUGAGGCCAUUCAUGUUGACUUAUUCGGGGAUGAGUAUAUGGAUCUAGCAAAGGGCAAAAGUCACAAGAGGGGCCCUGCAACCAGCCAGACUGACAGUGGUCGUUCUAAAAAGUCCCGGUCAAGUGGGUUUGAUGAUGUGUGCGCAGCUUUCACAUCUUAUGUACAAGCCAAAACAGGACAUUCACGUGCACGAGAAAAUGAGACUGAGGCUGUAAGUGCAGGUGGUGAUGAUUAUUCCCUUGAUGCAUGUCAAGAUGCAUUGCUAGAGCUUGGGGACAUACCACCGUUGCAGUACGUUAGGGCACUGACACUGUUCAAGGAUAAGGAAUGGCGAAGACAAAACCAUAUGGCAUCCGAUAGAGAAAACAAUACAAUGGAGCUCUCAUCAGAGGAGGAUGAGGUUGUUGAUGAUUUUAUGGAUUUUUUGAUGAUUGCUUUAAUGCAUGACCAUAUCAACGCGUCAAGUAGCGCUCAUGAUAAUGCUAUUCUGGUUGACUCUAUUACACGAGCUGAUCUACAGUUCCCACACUCACUCAAUGGUAAGUACUAUUUAGUUGAUGUUGGUUUCACGAACAUGCCUGGAUUUCUUGCCCCAUUUCGGUCUCAACGGUAUCACUUGCAAGAGUUUCACGGCCAUCGUUAUGCAGGACCUAAGGAAUUGUUUAACCAUCGACAUUCGUCAUUACGCAAUAUCAUAGAAAGAACAUUUGGUGUUUUGAAGAAGCGCUUCCCAAUAUUGCGGUCCAUGCCAAAUUACAAGUCUACACGACAAGGGCCUCUCGUGAUUGCAUGUUGUGUAGUGCACAAUUGGAUCCGUUUGCAUGCAGCUGUGGAUCCAUUCUUUAUGGAAGCUGGUAAUGAAAUGGUCGCAGAAGCAGAAGCAGAAGCAGAAGCAGACGGCCUUGUUGGAGACCAAGCUGACUAUGUUGACAUGUCACAACAUGGGUUAACAUCCCAAUCGAACGUUAGGGAUGCAAUUGCUACUGCUAUGUGGCAAAAUCAUGUUCACCAUUAA
Molecule: messenger RNA, 1704 nt
Organism: Camellia sinensis
Lineage: Eukaryota; Viridiplantae; Streptophyta; Magnoliopsida; Ericales; Theaceae
Source: RefSeq, a predicted model, not a curated record